Messenger RNA from Caenorhabditis sp. 36 PRJEB53466, 1916 nucleotides. NCBI's taxonomy places the organism in Eukaryota, Metazoa, Nematoda, Chromadorea, Rhabditida, Rhabditidae. The record is from the annotation of a GenBank genome assembly.
AUGAUGAUGGAGCCGGAGAAAUCGUUUAUAUUAUCGCAUACAGUCAAAAACGUGGCAUCGCUCACCACGGAUUUCGGGCCAGUUGAAACGCAUUGCGAUAUACCGUGGUAAGCUUUUUUUCGUACAAAUUGCUGGAAAAACCUUAAAAACUUGUAAAAAAUUACAAAAAAAAACCAUAGAGCGGCGCAGAAUCAAGCACUGGUGUUCAGUUCUGCAAUUUGACGUUUUCCUGCUUGUAAUAGUUUCUAGCAUCUUAUUUCACCGAGAAAAAUCGAUAAAUUGUUCAACAUGAAACUUGCGGGCCGAUCCCGCGGAAUCUUGCAAGUCUGACAGUUGAAAAUGAGCAAUUAUCGAUUUUAGGAAACUGGAAGCAUCGCAACGCGAAGACUGUCUCGCCCUGUACCUAUAUUGCCUGAUCGACAACCCGUCGAACAUGUGGAACAUAAGUGUCGUGUUCAAAUUCAAGCUCAAAUCGAAGGCGGGCGAAGAGAUUGAAGAAGGCGACGAGGAUCCGUCCAAGUACACGCGCGACCUCACUUCCUGGGGCUACUGCGACGUGAUCAAGUGGCCGAGACUCGUCGAGGAAUUCGUCGUCGACAAUCAGCUGACGUUCGAAUGUCACGUCACCAUCAAAGACAUCGUGGGGAUCAAUCGAAAACGGAAGAUGGAAUGGGAGGCGCCGGAGGAGAGAAUGACCGAUGUGGUCGUGAUUGUGGGCGAAGAAAAGAAGACGUUUCAUGUGCAGAAAGGGGUUAGUGAAUCGGAAAAAGAAAAACGCACGGUCUCCAGAGCUGACAAUGGGCGCAAGCCCAAUAGAGCGAUACAUUGGCGCGAAAUUCAAAUUUUAACAGCAAAUUUUGUGUUUUUCGCCAGAUUAGCCACGAAAAACCGAUAAUUUCUCAUUUGUCUCUCGAUAGACCGAUUGUAUAGGCUAUUACGAAUUUUUUAAGCGCAAGAGCGUUAAAUUUGGUCAAGUCGCAAAUCACAUUUAUCCGUUUGAAGAUUUUUGGCUAAAACUGCGUGAAUUUCAGUUGCUUUUCGGUAAUUUUCGCGGUUCGAGCGCUCAAAAUGCUUGUUUUUACGUGAUUUAUCAUUCUCAAAACCAAUUCUGUCUGAAAACGGUAAAGAAAGCGCAAAUUGAGAAGUGCGGUUUUCGGCGGUGAUCGGCGGCGAAGGCAAAAAAGCAAAGUCCGCGAAAAAUGAGCGCCAAAACGUCAUUAAUUCUGAGAAUUAGUGUGUUUUCAUGUCGAACAAUCAUCUUUUCAUCGCCUUUGACCACAAAAAAUCAGAGAAAACCUGCUCAAUUCAUGAAAACGCCAUUUGGCCGAGGCCACGCCCAUAUUGUCAGCUCUGAAGACCGUGAAACGUUCGGAAUUCGAUGAAACAAUUGUUUUCAGACGCUCGCCAACUUUUCGCCAGUCUUCAAAGCAAUGUUCACGAAUCCCAAGUAUCGAGAGUUCCGUGAAAAAGAGGUUGUUCUUGGAGACGUCGAUCCGAACGUCUUUGAAGUUCUCAUCAACUACAUUCAUCGAUGCGACACUGACAUCACAGGUAACAAAACGUUUUAUAAUCACCAGACUUGUCAAGAAUCGGCCUAAUUCAAAAUGUAUGUAAAUUUUGCAGACGAAAACGUCGAGAAACUUCUGGCACUUGCCGAUCGGUUCGACGUGAAUGUGAUGCUCAAAAAGUGCGAAAAGUACCUGAUGAAAAAGUCGGAGCUCGAAAUCGAGAAGCGGCUAGAGCUGGCGGAAGCCUACAAACUCGUCAAUCUUCACGGAAACUGCCUGGAAUCGCUGAGGACGGCGCGGCAGAUCGCCGAUGUCUGCCAUAAUGUCGACGAAAUGGGCGAGCGCACGUCGAAGGCGCUGCUCAAAAAGAUGUCCGACAUUAUAAGAAAGUCAAAGAUAUUUAUUUAA